Messenger RNA from Cervus elaphus (red deer), 1743 nucleotides. It is a transcript of the gene EYS, whose product is annotated as eyes shut homolog. The record is from RefSeq and is a predicted model, not a curated record. Lineage: Eukaryota; Metazoa; Chordata; Mammalia; Artiodactyla; Cervidae.
AUGACUAGUAAAUUAAUUAUGCUUGUGAGCCUGGUGAUUUUUUGCAGCAUAUGUACAAAUGGCAAAACAACAAGCAAACGGCAGUUGGUGAAAGAAUGGCAUACACAGCCCUCAACGUAUGUGGUAAAUUGGACACUUAAAGAAGACAUCUGCCUGAACUUCUAUGGAGAUUGCUGGCUUGGCAAUAUAAAUACUAACGUGAAUAAUUCUGGCAAUCAAUUUGUUUCCCAGAGCUGCCCUUUGCAAAUUCAAAUAGGAGAUUUCCUUGUAAUUUCUUCUGAACCAUCUCUUCAAUAUCCUGGAAUAAUGAAUAUUUCUGAAGCAUCAUUCACUGACUGUCAGCAAAAUACCACAACUGAAGCUCAGUUGUGUUUUUUUAAAUCUGAAGAUAAGAUUUACUUUGGUUGCAAACUGAAAGGAAUGCACACUGUUAAUUCUUAGUGGCUGAGUUUUAGAACACAUUAUUUUAUCAUAGUAAGUUCACCCCUUUGUCAACUGGGCCUUGGCCUAAAUGUGACAGUGAAAGAGUGAUUGUGCCAGGAGAAUUCAAGUUCAGAGCUUUGCUCUGGACAUGGUUGAUGUCUUACAGAAGUUUGGAAGACGUACAGCUGUCAUUGCCAGGCACCAUUCUCUGGGAAAUAUUUCUAGGAGCUGGAUGAAUGUCCUUGUAAAUUAUGUAAAAAAAAAAAAAAAAAUGGCAGUGGCAGUAACACAACAGAAAAAUGGAAUAAUCAAGGGUAUGAAUGUAUCUGUCACCCACCAUUUACAAGUAAAACUUGUUCAGAAAUAAUUGGUCAAUGUCAAUGACAUAUCUGUUUCCAUGGGAACUCUAGAAAUACUACUGCAAGUAGCUUCCUUUGUGAAUGUGAGGAACCAUUUUCAGGUCCAUUCUGUGAGAAGUCACUGAAAUAUUGUGUUUCUCAGUUUUGUUGGAAAGGAGCAAUUAGUCAAAAUUGAAACUCAGCAUAUAUCUGGGAAUGUGCAAAAGGAUUCCUCAGUCAAAACUGUGGAACUGAUGUCAAUGAGUGUUCAACAAAACCAUGUCAGAAUGAUACUCAAUGCAUUGAUAUUAUAAAAAUGUGUUCACCAAUAGCUACAAACAAAUUUCAUAAGCAACUUCAGACAACACAGGAGUCUUCUCCUUGCAAGACUAGUUUCAUCACAGAUAGUUGUAUGCCAAGAUUUAUUGGGAAAAACUGUGAGAAAGUAAUUUACCACUGCAGACUGUUCACCAUCAACUGUCUGAAUGAAAGAUGGUGUUUCAACAUAAUUGGAAGAUUCAGAUAUAUAUACACCCCAGGAUGCACAAGAAAUUCAUGUUGGUUUGUGAAGAACACUUGCUUACUUCAUCUGUAUGCCUGGUACUGUGGAGCCAUCAGCCAUGAUAUUUAUCAAGAUGAAGUUACUAGUCCUCCUCAUUUUAAAUAUGUAUGGCAAUUAAUAUUUACAGCCACGGGACAUAUCUGGGCUGGCUUUUGUGGAGGGGGUGCUCUGGGAUACAGAGGCAAUUUGAGGUGCAAUGGGGAAAGAGCACCGGGCACCAGGCAUCUUGGGAGCCAUAGGAGGAGUCUUCAACCAGCAGACUCCCUAAUGGUUUUUGAGUGCCUGACCUGUGCCUACACAGUAUCAAUUGGCCUUUUCCUCAGCACUAAGGAGACAGAGGAGAGAGUCCCCUCACCAGCUUGGGCAACAGCUAUUGGGGCAGAGCAGACAGUGGAGCCUUCAGAGCAUACCAGGGAGUAG